CGUGCCGCUAGCCCCUUAGCUCCCCGCUAGCGUGUUCUGGUCGCGGAUCUUCGUUCCCGGAACUCCCGGAUCCCCCGGCGUCGACCAGCGCCCCGAACCCGCGCAGAACCCGCGCAGAGCCGCCGGUCCCGGGACGAGCGGCCGGAGCUGCAGCUGCUGGUGUCGGUGUGGAGCAGUUAGAGCCGGUUGGAGCCGGUUAGAGCCGGUUGGAGCUCCGCUAGCCCCGUUAGCAGUUAGCUCCGUUAGCUCCGUUAGCAGCUAGUGCUAGUUCUGGUUAAGUUCUAGUUUCUAGUACCAGUGAUGGAGGACAAGUCCUUCACCAAGGAGCUGGACCAGUGGGUCGAGCAGCUGCACGACUGCAGGCAGCUGGCCGAGACCCAAGUUAGGACGCUCUGCGAGAAGGCCAAGGAGAUCCUGACCAAGGAGUCCAAUGUCCAGGAGGUGCGGUGUCCGGUGACGGUGUGCGGGGACGUGCACGGCCAGUUCCACGACCUGAUGGAGCUUUUUAAGAUCGGAGGAAAAAGCCCGGACACCAACUACCUGUUCAUGGGAGACUACGUGGACCGGGGCUACUACUCCGUGGAGACGGUCACGCUGCUGGUCACGCUCAAGGUCCGGUUCCCGGAGCGGAUCACCAUCCUGAGGGGGAACCACGAGUCCCGUCAGAUCACGCAGGUGUACGGUUUCUACGACGAGUGUCUGAGGAAGUACGGCAACGCCAACGUGUGGAAGUUCUUCACCGACCUGUUUGACUACCUGCCCCUGACGGCCCUGGUGGACGGACAGAUCUUCUGUCUCCACGGAGGUCUCUCUCCCUCCAUAGACACUCUGGAUCACAUACGAGCUCUGGACCGCCUGCAGGAAGUUCCUCACGAGGGUCCCAUGUGCGACCUGCUCUGGUCCGACCCGGACGACCGCGGUGGGUGGGGCAUCUCCCCCCGCGGAGCCGGCUACACCUUCGGACAAGACAUCUCUGAAACCUUCAACCACGCUAACGGCCUCACGCUGGUGUCCCGCGCCCACCAGCUGGUGAUGGAGGGCUACAACUGGGGCCACGACAAGAACGUGGUGACGAUCUUCAGCGCUCCCAACUACUGUUACCGCUGUGGAAACCAGGCGGCAAUCAUGGAGCUGGACGACACCCUCAAAUACUCUUUCCUCCAGUUUGACCCCGCCCCUCGCCGCGGGGAGCCCCAUGUGACCAGACGCACUCCUGACUACUUCCUGUGAGCUGUCCAUCACCAAGCCCCGCCCCCUCUAGCCCCGCCCCCGAUGGAAACAUGGAAGUGCUGAAGCCCCGCCCCCUCACAAGCCCCGCCCCCUCCCGGUCCUGCUGUCUGUCUUUGACGACACGUUAACUCUGUUCUAACUGUUUCUUUAUUUCUUUCUGUUGGAGAUAAUAAAAGUACCACGUGGACCAAA
Messenger RNA from Cololabis saira (Pacific saury), 1422 nucleotides. RefSeq names its product serine/threonine-protein phosphatase 2A catalytic subunit alpha isoform. The record is from RefSeq and is a predicted model, not a curated record. The transcript has 8 exons. Gene Ontology annotation, molecular function: protein serine/threonine phosphatase activity. The coding region runs from base 301 to 1230 and encodes 309 amino acids. Lineage: Eukaryota; Metazoa; Chordata; Actinopteri; Beloniformes; Belonidae. Gene Ontology annotation, cellular component: cytosol. Gene Ontology annotation, biological process: mitotic cell cycle; peptidyl-serine dephosphorylation.